Spodoptera frugiperda (fall armyworm) is the source of this 3077-nucleotide messenger RNA. RefSeq lists its product as uncharacterized. The transcript has 9 exons. The record is from RefSeq and is a predicted model, not a curated record. The coding region runs from base 94 to 2958 and encodes 954 amino acids. Lineage: Eukaryota; Metazoa; Arthropoda; Insecta; Lepidoptera; Noctuidae.
UUAUUAAAAAAUAACAAAUUUGAAAAACUUCGUUGGAAGAUGGUGGUCUGUUGAUUGUUUGUUUUGAAUUUAUUUUAAUUGAAAAAAGUGAAAAUGUCGCACAGUAAUGUGAUAAAUGAGAAGAAGAAGGCUUUGUUAGCUUACAAAGAAAAGAUUCAAGAUGAGAUCAAGUAUUAUGAGAAGACUAUCGACGAGUUUCGUGUCAAUCAUAAAAAUAACAGUUUUUACGAUGAUUCUGACAGCUCAGACUCCGAAGACGAGUUCCCCUUCGCAGUGGACACGGGUCCGUCAGUGAGUGAGCUGAAACUGAAGCAGGCAUUACUGAAGACUUGUCUCCAUGCCACUCAGGAGCUGACCAGUUUGACUGUCUUGCAGUCUGAAGUGGAACUGCUGGUAGAGGAGCCGAAGAUUGAAGGUGAGCCACCGAUAACAGAGCCUGGCGUGUGGAAGGAGGUGACUGCGGAGUGCAAUAUAGACCUCGUUCCAUUCACCAUCACUUUCUACAUGCAUACUCCUAGCUACAAAUUCGCUCCGACCUCAUACCGUGGUCUCCGAGUGGUCCCAGUGAAGGGAUCACAUGAGCUGGAGCUCUCCAAGUCCGUGCUGCACAGUCUGAAGCUGCCCAGUGAUGCUGUGGAGGUCCUACGAAGUUACGCUGAUGGAUACCGCUCCCGUCGCACGACGCUCGCUCGCUUGGCUAACAAAUACGCUAGUUCACUAUUUAUGGAGCCUCAUCCUGAAGGCGGCUUCAUCCUGAAAUGCGCCGGUCUGCUAGAAGUAUCUUGGAGGCUGGAGAACAAAUGGUCGCCGGUCGCACCGUUCCACCAUAAAAUGAAGUUUGAUUUGGAGUAUAUGGACGAAUCCUACAUAAAAACAAUAACGCAAGCUCACAAACAACUCCUCGACCCAUCCAUACAAACAGACGAACGAACUUUAUUACUAGCUAAAAUCAUAGCCACAUGUCUAGAGGCGAGAGGACCAGUAGUAGACUCCGAUCUCGAAAGUAAAACGACAGAGAGAGACAGCGAAAUGGAGAAAAGAGACAGCGAAGUUAUGGCGCCACCUAAAUCCUUACCUAAGAAGGGUAAACAGAAAAUCAAAGAUGGGAAUCCUGUUAAAAGAGAUUUGGGUGAAGAAAAUGUAGAUAAUUUAGCUAAAAGGGUGAAAACUGAUAGCCAAGGUGAUGUAGCAAAGAAAGCGUCGAUAGAUAAUGCUAAGACAGCUAAAGUAUCUGAUGUGGUGACAGAAGGAAGUAAAAAAAGAAAGAUUGUUGAUGUUAAUAAAGUUGGAAGUGCUAAAAUAGGUGCUGAUGAUGAUCAGACUAUUGAUAAUGAUGGUAAAAAGCGAAAAGUCAUUGAUGAUAAAGCUACAAGUGCUAAAAAUACUAAAGAAAGUGUUGUUAAUAAGGAAAUUAAUGCUAAAACUAAGAAUGUUAAAGACACUGAUGGUGUUAAUGCUAAAAAUAAUAAUGUAGACACUAAAAUUACUAAUACUAAUGCUAAAACUAAUAAAAACGCGAAGGAUACAGUUGUAAAUGAAGGUGCGGUAACUAAAACUAAAAAUGUAAAAGAUUCAAGUGACAAUAAAACUAAAAAUAAGAAUGUAAAAGAUGCAGAAAAUAUUGAAGAUGGUAUUAAAACGAAAACUGUUAAAGAAAUUGAUGGUAGUAAGGCUAAAAAUACUAAUGAUAAGACUAAAAACACUAAAACUAAAGACAAUGAACAUAAUAAACUCGAUAACGCUAAGAAAAGUGCUGUUAAUGAGAAAAAUGAUAAGGAAACAGACAGCAAUAAAGCUAAAUCAACAAAUUUACAUGCAAAAAAUAAAAACGCUAAAGAUUUUCAUAAUAAAGAAGACGGGAAUGCAAAAAAUAUCGCUAUAGAAGCUAAAGAAGCCAAUACAAAGUCGAAAACUAAAGCUGUGAAAGAAAUAACAGCUAGUAUCGAUACUAAUGCUAACACUAAACCUAAAACUAAAGAAAUAAGUACUACAGACCCAAAAACAGCUAAAACCAAAGUUAAAAAUCUAAACGUUAAAGAUACAGACACUAAUAACUUAAAAAAAGAUAAUAUAACUAAAAAUACUGAAGUUGAACUAAAAAAAAACUUCAAAACUAAAAAUGUUGAUGCAAAAAAUGAUGAGAAACAAGAAUUGAAUAAAAUUACUGAUCAUUUUGACAAGAAAAAGCCUAAAAAUACAACUGAUGUUAAAAAUAAAGAGAAUGUCAAUGCAAAUAGGAAAACUGUAACUAACAAUGAAGCAUUAAAUACUAAAAACGUUGAACAAAAUACAAAAAAUGACACGAAAACUACUAAAACCGCUGAGAAACCCACAAAAAAUGACUUAAAACACAAAAAUAAUGACAUACAAGAGAAAAAAAUGAAAAAUGCUAAUCCAAUCAAGAGUAAUGUACAAAAAACUGCUACUACAGUUGAAAAUAACAACAGACCUAUUACAAAAACCAUUGAAAAGCAACAAAAACCUGAAAAACUUAUUUCAAAAACUAAAUCAAAUAAUAUAUUAACCGCUACAGCGAAAAACGCUACAAAUUUUAACACAAAAGACAGAAUUUCAAACAUCAAAGACAUUACUACUGAGAAAACUGCAAAGAAAUCGAUUUCAGGAACAAAUAAUACUAUUAAAAGUAACAGACAUAGUCUUGCCAGUAACAAAAUAACUAAACCUUUAGCAUCGCACAGGAAAAGUUUAAAAAAUCCCCUACCAGCUGGCAACACUAAUAUUUUAAAAGCUAGCAACAUUGAAAGUGGGAAGAUUUCUAAAAUACCUCAGAAGAAAUUCUCGCCGGUCAGUGAAGGAUCUUCAAAGAAUAAUAUGUUAAGGAUAAGCCCUAGAAUAAAUCCAUUGAAACUCAAGAUGUUACCUCAAGAUACCAAACAGAAAAUGAUUAAAACUACCAGUAUACCACGGUUAUUAAAGAAACCGGCGCCAAAAGUGUAAUUUGUAAAUGAAUUUAAUUUUAAUUAUUGUGUGCCUUUAAUGAAAUGUAUUAUAACUUAUAAGUAAAUGAUUUAUGAAAUAAAACUACGUUUUCUUAUUAUUAAAAUGCAUUUUUAUUC